Messenger RNA from Paraglomus brasilianum, 906 nucleotides. The record is from the annotation of a GenBank genome assembly. Lineage: Eukaryota; Fungi; Glomeromycota; Glomeromycetes; Paraglomerales; Paraglomeraceae.
AUGACCGACGAAAUAGUAGCAACCGCUUUUGCCCUCGACUUUAACGGUUGGAAAGAUCUCUCUCUUCCACCUUUCAAAGAACUCGAUUAUACGUUUAACGACUUGCAACGGAUGUUUUUCGAAAUCGUCGAAUUGUGUACUAGUGGAAAACGUCUGAAGUUAAAGGACUUGGUUGUACAGAAUAGCCAGGCAUUAGGUGAAAUUAAAGAAGACAGCGCAUUAGCAGCCUACAAACUCGCCUCAUAUGCCCGCGAGAUGAUUAUUUAUUUAGAAUGCAUAUCCAACCGAGACACUACUAUUGACGAUGCAAUGGCAUCACUAACGUUUAUGAGGGAAUCUGCGGAAGUAGAGGGUAAAUUUCUGGAUAAAAUUAUAAAAAAAUUGGAAGACUUAUCAAAGGAGUUUUAUAGCAUUACAGACGAUUUCGGUAAUAUCCCGGACGACUGGCUGUUCGUUUCCGAGGAAGCGAAUCAGGCAGAAUUUCAGGAUGCAACAAUGCCACAGUGGCUGCUGCAUAGAGUCUCGCAGUUUGUGAAUACGGAAACGCUAAAAACAGCAAUACAAUUCAUCGAUGGAACGGUGGCCCAUGACAAAAACAAUGAGAAAAGAACAGACACAGAUAUCAGGAUGUCUUUUUCCAAGAUUCAAGUAAAACUAUCGCUUCUUCUCCUAUUUUUAGAAGAAUCUUCCCAGUUUUGGCGAAAUCAACAACAAGCUAUUGAUGGUCUAGUUGGUGAAAUGAAUCGCACUCGUGGAACCGAAAUCAUCAAAAUGUCACAAAUUAUAGGGAAAACAAUAAUAGAGAAAUGGACAGAAGCUGAAAAGGGAGGCAAUCAAUACUUUUGUACGAUAAAAGAGCUCCAACCUUUAGUUGUCGCGCAAUCGAAUUCGUAUAGCAAGGGGUGA